AGUUUACCGCCAACCUUCGAAGAGAGUGGUUUAUAUCUCUUGGUCUUUUCCUGAACCAUCCCUGAGAAUCAUCUCAAAGAAUCCGCGUAGAAGUGUUCUUUCGGCCGCAUAAAAAUGUAGCCAAUAAUUAGAUUAUCGGGUGCUAAACAAGAGUGAAAACACUCCAAUGGGGAAUGUUGAGACUCCAUGUGAGAACUUCAAGUGAAAACGUGUGUUUUUCUUUUUCUUUUUAAUUUCCCGCGCGAAAAAUCAAUUGUAUGCAAAUUUUGUGUUUUCCCGGUUUUCCCUCUAUUUGUUUUUCUAUCUGGCUAAUUUAACGUAAAGGAAAUUCUGUGAAAUGAUACCCUCUUGAGGAGCCGAGAGAGACUGUGCAGUCAAGAAAAAAACAUCCUCAAUUGCCAGCCUCCACCAUGUCCUGGAAUUGCCUCUGCAGCAAGGAGAAGAAACGACCACAAAUAAGUGCCCCAAUUUUAAAUACGGACGAGCAGCAAAAGUUGAAACUAUUGCCAAACACAAAAGCCCAGCAUCAGCAAUUAAAAGUUAUCACGACAGAGCAUCUGGAACGGAAGCUUAUCCCACCAACUGAUGGUAUCACAAGCCACAGAGACAUCAACAGCAACAGAACCACCGCCAAUAACAAUAACCAACGAAAAGGGCAAAAUGUACGACUCCUGGGCAGAGCCACUGCGGGACGGACGACGAGGAUUCAGCCCAGGGAUGCUGAUGAUGGUGCCCUAACACGACAUCUGGCCACAGUGAAAUUCUCCUUUGAGGAUGAGACGGUGAAGAAAUCUACGGUGCCUCUGAACGACCAUGAGAAUGGGAAUUAUGACGAAUUGCCACUCAUUCAGCUCGAGGAUUUGCAGCCACGUGGAGUGCAACAGUUUCCCAGAAGUACCGAAAGUUUCCCCUUCGUCGAUGAAGAGCAACAACCGUCAAAGUCUGAGAGGAGAACUAAUUUCCACGAUGAACGAUUUAUAACACUACAAGCACGAAAUGUGGGCACCCUUGGUCAGAAAAUUCCCCAUCCUGUGGCGCCAAAGGAGGAGAAAUUCGACAAAUCAGCCCAAUUGCUGUAUCAACCAGAUAAGGUGGUUAUCCAUCAGUUCGUGCGGGUUGAAAUCCUCCAGGGAACACUCUGUCAAGUCUGCCAUAGUGUCCUCAAGGCAAAAACCUCCAUCCGCUGCGUGAGCUGCAAUUUAAUCUGCCACGAAUAUUGCUCCGACAAGCCAAUGACACGAUAUACUGAUACAACCCUCUUGAUUCACGAUGAGUGGAACCGUGGUCAUGAGAAGGUGGCAUUUCCCACUGUCUAUGCCUUCCUCUAUCGCCGGGGUGCCGGAGAGGUUGACGAUGGUGAGACGAGUGAUCUGCAUCCAAAUGGGAUGCUUCAGCAGCAACAAGAGGAGAAAUUUAUGAGGAUUCGUGGUCAAAAGGUGGGAUACAAAUACAAUAAUCGUGACAUCAGGCGACCAAAUGGCCUGAGCAGAAAGAGGAGGAGCAGAGAAAUUGCUGAGAAGAGAUCAAGUAGGAAAAGUGUUGAAUUGCGAAUUGUUGAAAAUGAUGGGGAACAAGAAACUCCUUUGGUUAUCGUAGAACCUCAAAGUAAACCACAAGAAACACAGGAAGUCGCUGAAGACCAGCAAUCAGCAACUGUCUCAAAGGAUCCUCAAGAAAAUAUUUCCAAAGAUGAAGAUCAAAAACCCAAUGAGGAACCAGAAGACAGUGGAGAGAAAGUUCAAGUUCAGAUAAGUGCCGAUGUCCAUUCAGUACCUGCUACAGAUAUAAAUGAAAACACCGUUCUUGAAGAUACCAAGAAAGAAAUUGUCCAAGAUAUCACCAAUAUUGAGGAACCAGAAAUCACUGAGAACCAGGAGACAAAGGAACAAGUUUCCGAAGAUAAACCACAAGAGAAAAAUCCAGAUUCAACAUCUGAGGAAUCUGCACAUAAAUCACCUGUACCUGAACCAGCCAGUGAACCCGAUGAGAUCCUAGCCAUUGUGGAACCCUUAGAUGAUGUCUGUGAAAUUCGUGUCAAAGCCAAAGAUGCCGAUGGUGGUAGUCCCCAGAGUCUCCGUCACAUUUCACGUACAUCCAGCACAAGUAGUCGUAGUGGUGCCAGGAGUCCCAUCCCAGGAACUGUGAUAGGUGUCCCCAUUCGUCGGAAGCAAUACACGUCAAUUUCUGAGACCUCCUUUGACGAUCCCACAUCGUCAAGCUACGAUGAAUCCGAUGAGCCAGAUUAUGCCAAAGUGGAGCAAAGAGGGAAGAACCACGAGAGCCAACCAAUUAUUCCAAAGUCGCAAUCGUUCCCAACAACGCUCCAACCCAAGAAAUCCUCAGCAAUCAGCCAAGCGACAGAGACUCUUCGCCUUCAUUAUGUCACGGAGCGAAUUUUGGCAUCAGUUCUGCCACCCAGAACAUCCUCCGUGGAUCAACUCGCGAGGCCACACAGUGAGAACAGCGUGGCGGGCUUCGAGGAGGAUGAAUACGAGAGGGAGUUAAUAACAAUGUUGGAGCAGAAGCACAACAAGAACUAUCAAAUGUUUGACCUGGAAUCGUGCAUCGCGACAAUUUCCCUGGAAAAGCUCUGUGAACUGUGUAAGCACAUUGAUGCCUGGUUGGGUGGAGGACGAGAGAAAGUUGUGGUGCUGCAGGACAGGGGUGACCGACAGCGUUUGGGAGCGGCGAUUGCAGCCUAUUUGGAGUAUCAGAAGAUAUGCGGCAGCAACUUCCCAAGUCGUUCGCUCAGUGAAGAUCAGAGAAUAGCGCGCAAAUGGCUCGAUCUCGACAUCUAUUCCAUGCAGAAAUUCUUGGAGGAUGUGGUGGGGCCUCUGCGGGUACCAUCGCAUCGGCGAUACCUCCAGUACUUCUCUGGUCUUCUAUCUGGCGGCAUCCGCAUGAAUUCCUCACCACUGUACCUCAAAUAUGUCUCCUUGGAAUCACCUCCGUCAUGGCUCCACUACAGCAGUUUCGCAUCCCAAAAUGCUGAAUGGCGAUGCUUUAUCAAAGUCUACGAGGGUCUCAAGUGCGUCUUCACCUCUGACAUCCAUGUGAUCCCCUUCGCCACCAGGCAGUUCAUCUUCCAAGUUGGCCAUUUGCGGCUACGUGGAGACAUCAUCUUACGAUGCUACCAGAUUAUUCCUCAAGAACAGCAGCCCAGUGUCCGGGAACUAAUGUUCUCCACACAAUUCCAUACCUGUGCGAUUGGCAACAAGGAACUCACCUUUCUGAGGCAUGAUCUGGAUUUUGCCUGUGAUGAUCCGCGUUUUCCAGCUGAUCACAAGGUGAUUCUUCACUUCAAUAGCGGAUCACCGGCUGAGAAUCGAGGCUUCGUAUUUCAGAGUCCACUAGUUCGCAUCGAACCAGCCAACACAUUAGCCCAUACGGAUAGUCUGGAGAAUAUUAAUGAAGCCGCUUCGAAGCAUCUUCAAGGUCCCCUCGAUGGUUCAUUGUAUGCCACAAUACUCAAAAGCCCAAAAUCACCUCAGCACAGUCCACCACAAUUGAGUCUUCCAUCAACACCAGCUAAGCCAAUUCGCACGAGUUCUCAGCAAAAUCUCAUUUCACCUCCACCAGAAUUUAGUUCACCAAAAAUCAUCGUUUCCGCCCACAAUUCAUCCAGUUCGACUGUGAGGAACAGCACUCCUGUUCCCAGGAAGGAUCCCGUACAGACCAUUCCCAGGGCGUACAGUCAACCUCCGGUCAGAAAACCAGGCACACCACAGCCUCCAGAGAGGCACUCUUCCACUCACGUAGUGCACAAUUAUCCGCCAAAUCAAACACAGAUCCGGGUAAUUGAGGAGUACAGGUAUAAGACACAGGACAACACUGCCAACGGAAACGUUCCCAGUUCCAGUAGAACUCAGACCACUGAACACGAUGGGAGAGAGUCCGUUCGCAGUCCUCUGACUCUGUCUAUGGACUCUGGCAUCUCUAGCAGUGGAAUUGUUAAUAGACGUGUUCAAGGAUCAAGUGUGUCACCAUCGAGUUUUCCCAGUCAAGCCAGCCCUCAAGACCGCCAUCGUGAGCUGGAUGAUAUCUUAUCUGAUAUGUUGAUGACUGUUCAAGAUAUUCCGGAUAUCAGUGCAAAUAACAGUGUUAGUCAGCAGGGACGUGUUAAGAGGUCCACACAGGUGCCCUACAGCACCGCCACGGUUAAGAGGUCCCCAUCCGCAAAUCGGCCCAGCGACAUUGUCACAAAGGCACCCAGUGGCGUCGAUCAGUACGAUACUGCCAGCACAGCCACAACUCUAACGCCUCCGCCCAGCGAGAGUGGCCGAGAGACUCCCAUAAUCGGUGGCACCGACAAACGAAGUGUCGAUCUCGAGACGCGAAGCGAUAGCGCACUCGUCAUGAAUUUGCAAAGUCAGUCGUUCGCGUAUCCGCAGCCACAGCACACGGUUGAGCUGAUAUCCGUGACUUCGGAUGAGGAUAGUGAGAACAUACCCUAUCACGCGCGCGAAGAUUCCCGCCCUUUUACUUACGGUAACGUUCAAGGGCCCCAACAGCCACCAGCCUCAGUCAUGCUGAAGAUGCAAUCGGGACUGUCCAGUCCGUCGCUGGUGCGAAAACAACUCAAUCAGCAGGGUCACAGAAAAACCCCCAUUCGCAAUGACUUCGAGGAGAUGCUAAGGGAGCGUCGGGAGAAGGUCAGUGGGGAGAAGUACUCCAUCAGCGAUCGUACUCCCAAUGGAAGUAGCACCUUGAGAUCCUACCAUACCACCUCAACGGGUCCUGGGAGUUACACUACAGAACAGAGGUGGUACAGCAAUGGAUACCAUCAUGAACCCCUUAAGAGGUCCAAUACAAUGGACGGGGGAUUCGGCAGAAGUACCAGCAGUGAAGGGCUCACUGGACAGUCAUGGCUUCAGUUGCAGCAACAGAAAUUGCGAGCUCGAAAUGAGCAGAAGAUGCGAGAUGAGCGGGAUGUAUUUGAGAGGAGAAUUCAUACGGAGAUCACCGGAAGGCCCUAUAGAUCGCGAUCGAGUGCCUCCAAGAGAUACGAUGGAUACACCAGUGACACGACAUUUGCAGAUGAAGUGGACUACCGACGUCCAUUGCAUGUGCAAACGCCCACACGAUCACUCAACGAUCGCAAUUACCACACUCUUACGACCACAACAACAACCGUCAAGGAGCGUCCCUUCGUUGCAGUCAGACGGGCUCAUGAUCAGGCCAAGCAACAGACAAUUUCAUCAUCAAAUUCACCAUUGUCUGUCUUGAGUGCGGCACCGCAUGGUCACAUUGCACAAGUAUCACCUCAGGCAUCACAAACAAGGCAAGAGGAGCAAAAGCAGCAGAAUGGUCUCUUGUCAUUGGCCAAUGACAGUGCAUCCCGUUCUAACGGACAUGCAAGAUUGGAAUCGGAAGGAAGACUGUCUGGAUCAACUUCUUCAUCCCCAACGUCUUCUACGACAAAUCCAAGUUCUGGGGAUAAUCAGGAGAUUGGACAAAUGACGUUGAAUGAAUUGCUGGAGAAGUUAACAUGCGAUGCCAAGGAGAUUGAGAGGUUGCAGGAUCAGAGAAAAAAUAAAGGUGAUCCCCUGGAGAAUGACUUUACAGCAACGGUUAAGAGAAAACCAGUAAAUUCGCAUACUUUGACGGAUGUUAUUGCGGAUUUGACUGAUUUUACCAACAAUCAUACGAAGAAACGCAACAAUAGGAUACCAAAUGAGGGGAUGAUGAAUGGUCAUGGGAGAGUAGGUUUAACCAAUGGCUCAGAGUCACCAGCAAUUAGGAAGAUCAAUAGUGAAUCAGAAAAUAGUUCAUCUGUCUCACCAAGUCUGUCAGAAAGAAGUAAUGGCGUAUCUUGGAGCGAUCAGGUUCGUGAGGAAUCAAUCUCGUCCUACAAUGAUGACUUUUCGCCAAUUGGUGGAUCACCAAGGCCUGAAACUCCUGCUUUUCCAGUUACACCACGAACCCCAUAUUCUUUUGGUGUCAACGGAAAUACGAGCCCGGCUUUGCCUCCCAAGAGUCCGACAUCACAACGACGAUUUGGCAAUCCUGCGUGGUCUUUGCGAAGUCAAAAAACGUCCGUCUCAACACACGACUGGAGCAAGGACCUCUAUUCUGGCCAUCAAGUUCAUCAUCUAGUGAAUCAGAAUGAUUCGGUAUCGUGCUAUACUUCUCGCAGGAACUCCACCACCUCAACUGCCAACAGUGAGCCUCAGGAAGUUGCUCCACAUCACGUAAAAUUCGUUCGCGAUUCAUCCAAAUAUUGGUACAAGCCUAACAUCUCUCGCGAGCAGGCAGCUAAUUUGCUGCGGGACGCUCCCCCAGGCACCUUUAUUGUGAGGGAUUCUAAAUCCUUUGCCAAUGCCUUUGGUCUUGUCCUGAAAGUGGCCUAUCCACCGCCACAUGUUGCCAAGGGUGGAUCCGGAGAUGAGCUCGUACGUCACUUCCUGGUUGAGCCUACAACACGCGGAGUGAGGCUCAAGGGAUGUGCCAAUGAGCCGGUGUUUACAUCCUUGUCGGCUCUUGUGUACCAACACUCAAUCACCCCGCUGGCACUGCCCUGUCGCCUUAUCAUCCCCGACAGGGAUAUCCAGCACUCGGAGUAUCCAUCGCCGGCCCAGCAACAGCUUCUGCUCCAUGGGGCUGCAUGCAAUGUGCUGUUCCUAUGCAGCGUUGAGACGGAGAGUCUCACGGGACCGGAAGCUGUGAGGAAAGCGGUGACUCUGCUCUUCUCCCGACGACCACUUCCGUCGCCCACUAAAGUGCACUUCAAGGUGACCAACCAGGGAAUAACGCUUACCGACAACACUCGCCAGCUCUUCUUCAGUCUUUUGGAUGACACCCUUUUUAAUUUAUAUGAAGUUAUUACAACUCUUUUUGGUCGCACAGUUUUAAAUGUUUAUGAAAAUGUUAUAAAACAUUAUCCGUCGACAAGUAUUUCGCAUUGCAGUCUGGAUCCCGAUGAACGUCGCUGGAGUGUUCCGGCUUCAGGAGACAUCCCUGUGGUCAAUAAUCGAAUUUUUGCCUUUGUUGCCCGUCGCUCGUCAUCUUCGAUGGACAACGUUUGUCACAUUUUCUGCGAAUUGGAACCAACACAGCCCGCAACUGCGAUUACUUCCUUUGCCAAUCAAGCCAUCUUUGGUGGAGUUGCAAGCCAACCAGCUCUGUCCCGAGCUAUCUAAAAAAAAAUAUGCCUUUUCGCAGGGAAAAUCACAAACUCUUAACUUCUAACUAAAAAAAAAAAAAGAAAAGAGACGCGCUUAUUUGAAUUUCGCUGAAUUAACAAAAAGCAAAGAACAUUUACCCUUUCAUUGUAAAUAUUUUUGCCCUAAAACAAAUGCCCCCUCCCCCCUAACAGAUCUGACUAGGUAAAAUAAAAUCUUAAUGCAAUAACUUAAAUAAAAAAA
Messenger RNA from Phlebotomus papatasi, 7364 nucleotides. RefSeq names its product tensin-2 (gene by). Bases 411 to 7139 code for a protein of 2242 amino acids. The transcript has 22 exons. Gene Ontology annotation, molecular function: protein binding. NCBI's taxonomy places the organism in Eukaryota, Metazoa, Arthropoda, Insecta, Diptera, Psychodidae. The record is from RefSeq and is a predicted model, not a curated record.